Aspergillus ruber CBS 135680 is the source of this 712-nucleotide messenger RNA. RefSeq lists its product as uncharacterized. Lineage: Eukaryota; Fungi; Ascomycota; Eurotiomycetes; Eurotiales; Aspergillaceae. The coding region runs from base 208 to 672 and encodes 154 amino acids. The record is from RefSeq and is a predicted model, not a curated record. The transcript is spliced from 2 exons.
CAAAACUCGCCACUUCCCAAAGACUGCAAGAACCCGAGAAUAACGGUGGGGACCUCCUUUUGGGGCUGGACGAACAACUAUUGGGUCUGGGAAAUCUUUUCAUGCAUUGACAGUCUCGCUGCCCUUGUCUGUAUAGUCGUGGUCCCCCUCAAUUAUGACGAAAAGCCGAUCCCCGACUGGCCAUGCUAUGAUCAACUCGGUCCUUUCAUGAAUUAUCCAGGCCUUCAAUACGCUUAUGCUGGGGAAAAUUGCGUCUUUUCUCAGUCAAAUGGCGUGGGUCCAUCUCAGCACAAGAUAUUAGCCUUUGUCGGAUAUCAAUUCGUACUAUUAGACCAGCAGAGGAAUGAUGGGAUCUAUCACACUUGCAUGGGGAUCAAGAAUGAGGUUUAUCUUCUUGUCGAUGUACCAUCAGGCAAAGCUGAGCAAUCAGGCACUGGGCAUCACUGGGGGGCUUUAAUUACCAUCUCAGCAAUCGCGGUGGGCCCCUUCGUGCAGCAGAUGUCUACUGUGCAGAAUACCUGUAUUCUAGUCAGCUUGCCGGUGUCACUGGGCCGUGGACAGAUGUAUUUGGAGCAAACAACGAGAGUCAUUAAGGGUGAUCAGCCGGCAAACGUUUUACUAUCAGCGGAUGGGUCUCGUCAGAAAUCAGAAACCUGCUUAAGGAUAGGAUAGCAAUAAGCAAUGUCCCCGAGACUCACUGCUGUGGAGAUUG